Messenger RNA from Chironomus riparius, 2148 nucleotides. The record is from the annotation of a GenBank genome assembly. NCBI's taxonomy places the organism in Eukaryota, Metazoa, Arthropoda, Insecta, Diptera, Chironomidae.
UUCGUUCAAGCUGUCAUUAUUCAGAUCGAAGAUCCUAGUUUUGAAUCAAAAACAUUAAAACAAAUAAUUAAAGUGGAAUUAGUAAGGCAUUGCAAUUAAGAGUGAGAUCUAGAAUAUUAAGCAAACAUGGAUCUCAUUUCGCCGUUCGAGUGAUAUAUACAGUGUAGACAGAAGAAAGCUAGUUUAGUUACAAAAUAUACUUCUUCCUUCCUUUGUUAUUCAAUUUGUCAUACGUCAACAAUAUCAAGCAUACAGGCAUAGGCAGAGUUCGACUGCUUAUCUGUAGUAAACUAAGGGUUUAAGUUUAAUGCCAAGAUUAAUUCGCAAAAGGAAAAUGAGCAUCAACAGUCCACCGUUUGGAAUUACAUGUCUCACGAAUGUUACUUCCAGACUAUGUCCUUCAAUACAUUUUAAUAGAUUUUUAUUAUACAAGCUGUCUGUGUUAAUGCUUACAUAUUUGAGCUAUGUAUGUUACCAUAUGACAAGAAAGCCACUUGCUGUUGUUAAAUCAGUAUUACAUAGGAACUGCUCUGAUCCACAAGGAUCAGUAACUGAGACUUUACAUUUCGGAGCUGACGAUAAUUCUUGCAACUAUCCACCAUUCGAUGGACCAGAUUCUACUGCCUUGCUUGGUCUCAUGGAUUCAAGCUUUCUUAUUUGCUAUGCGAUUGCAAUGUUUUUUUCUGGAUUCAUAGCUGAACGUGUAUCACUAAGAUACUUUUUAUCCCUUGGAAUGCUGUUUUCUGGAUUUUUUUGUUAUUCAUUUGGAUACGGAAAAGUGAAGGAUAUUCAUUCAUUGACAUAUUUUAUGAUUAUUCAAGCUCUUGCUGGCAUUUUUCAAACAAGUGGAUGGCCAGGUGUAGUCACAAUAGUUAGUCGUUGGUGUGGUAAAGCAAAGCGAGGCUUAAUUUUUGGCAUCUGGAAUUCGCACACAUCAAUUGGAAAUAUGCUGGGAACUUAUAUAGCAGCACAUUAUGUAGAUAGUGAUUGGAGCAUGUCAUUUAUUGUUCCUGGAUUUAUUAUGGGCAUUAUGGGAUUCAUUAACUUUAUGUUCCUCAUUGAUUCACCUGAGCUUGUUGGUAUGCAGCAUGAAGUUACGUCAAAUAACCCUGAAACAGCAUAUCGACGAAUUGAUGACUCAGACAUUGAAGACGAAGACGUGGCAUCAGAUGUCCUUGCACGCUCAGAGAGUGGUGAUCAUGAAAGUAAUCCUUCAUUAAGGUCUUUGCGUGGAAGUGUUAAUUCACAGGAAACUCGGUAUAAUGAACGAACUCCAAUAUUGAGUGGUCAUCACCAAAACUCACAUCAUGAUGAGCCUAUUGGUUUUAUGGGAGCCGUGAAAAUUCCCGGUGUAAUGGAAUUCUCGUUGUGCUUAUUCUUUUCCAAAUUAGUCAACUACACAUUCCUUUUCUGGCUACCAUUGUACAUUAAAAAUACCACUCCUUUGUCAUCUGAGCACAGUGCAGAGCUUUCGAUGGUUUUUGAUAUUGGAGGAAUUGUUGGUGCGAUAUUGGCUGGAGUCGUAUCAGAUGUAUCUUCAAUGCCUGCUUCUACGUGCGUUAGCAUGCUGUUUGUGUCUGCACCACUUUUAUUCAUUUAUGAGACUUAUGGAAAUUUAGCAUGGAUUGCGAACGUUGGACUUUUAUUUGUUGUUGGACUUUUUGUGAACGGACCUUAUGCUUUAAUUACAACUUCGGUAUCAGCUGAACUUGGACAGCAUAAAUCAUUAGAAGGAAAUGCUAAAGCUCUUGCCACUGUAACAAGUAUUAUUGAUGGCACUGGAUCUAUAGGAGCAGCUGUUGGGCCAUUAAUCGCUGGAUUAGUACAAACAGGAGGCUGGCAAAAUGUUUUUUACAUGCUUAUCACAUCAAACAUUUUAGCUAUGGUUCUUCUAUUUAGAUUAGUUGGUAAAGAAUUGAAAAAGUGCCGUAGAAGAGGGAAUAUAAGAAUAGAAUGAUAUGAUGAAAUUGAAAGAUAUUUUACAAACAUAACUUAACUUAUAAUUUACAUAAUUAUAAAUCUCAAUUAGUUCAUUUUUGAUAUGAAGAUAUAGACAUGCAUAUUUUAAAUAACCGAAUGUGGCUGUUCCGAUACAUAUUUCUGUCAAGAUCGUUGUUUUAAGGAUCCAAAAUUUGAAACCAAAUUAAA